Messenger RNA from Acanthochromis polyacanthus (spiny chromis), 2967 nucleotides. It is a transcript of the gene il15ra, whose product is annotated as interleukin 15 receptor subunit alpha. Gene Ontology annotation, cellular component: plasma membrane. NCBI's taxonomy places the organism in Eukaryota, Metazoa, Chordata, Actinopteri, Pomacentridae. Gene Ontology annotation, biological process: interleukin-15-mediated signaling pathway. The record is from RefSeq and is a predicted model, not a curated record. The transcript is spliced from 9 exons. Gene Ontology annotation, molecular function: interleukin-15 receptor activity. The coding region runs from base 112 to 1020 and encodes 302 amino acids.
GGUGAAAGUGAAAGUGUCUGACAGUAGUUGAGUGGCAUCUGAACUUCGGACAGUAACGAUGGUCUGGACCGGUCCAGGUCUACUUGGCGGACAGGUUCUAAGAGCGGUCAGAUGGAUCCCGGUUCUCUCUCUGUGUCUAUCUGCAUUAUGAUGGCUUUUCUGCUCGGAGCUGCGACACUCUCCAGCGGCGACAACACCAGCUGUCUGUGUCCACGCAUUCCUUCAUGGAAACUGAGUGAACCUCCAGAACAGGGUUGCUACCAGAUUGAAGAGCACUAUCGGUACCAGUGUGUGGAGGGUUAUACGAGGAAAGUAGGAACCUCAAGUCUUACCAGAUGCAGACCAGAUGAACAUGGUGACCUACACUGGACCACGCCCUCAUUACAGUGUAUACCUGACCCAAACAGACCCAUAACAACACCAACGCCACCAACACCACCCCCAAUCACCACAGCAACAACUACUCCCACCAGCCGACAGACAACUUGGAAUACGAGCGUUUCAGUUUCAGAGGAUAGAGGAACACACAGCGUUGAGCCAACCACACAUGGAAAAGUAGAUUCUGUGACACAGACCCAGGGAAUACAGAAGUUCACAGUUUCACCGAUUAAUGCCAACAGGUCAUCCACGACAUCUCCAGGAGUCCACAAAGCAGCAACUCCCACCAGACUACAGACAACCGUGACUGCAGGCACCUUCAGUUCAGUGAGUGGACAAAGAGACAGAAUGGAGGAACAUGGAAAAAUAAAUUCUGUGACACCGACUGUAGUUAAGAACCAAACAACGACCUCCACAAUUUCACCGAGUCCUGAUAACAACUCCAACAUCUCGCCUCCUGGGGCCCAUAAAGGAGAAAUUGCCCAAGCAAUGGGAAUCAGUGCUUCAUUGGUGAUCAUCUGUGCCGCAAUCGGGAUCAUCUUCUUUCUGUAUCGAAGGAGGUUCAAAACCAACAUCCCGCUGCCGACAGAAGAAGAAAUGAGGCCCAUAAACUGUGCUCCAGCUGUACCUGAACCAGUUUGAAGCCUAUGACCUUCUGCCUUUAGAGAGAGCAGGAACAGAUGAUCCUCAUGGAGUGAAGACCUGCACACAGGACUGUAAAUUAUGUGUGCGUGCCAUCGAAGAACGCCUUUGGCAUUCUGUGGAUAUAUAUAGGCAAUAAUUAGGAUUGCAUAAGGAACUUCAGUGCUGACAGCCCUCUUCUCAUUCAUUAAGUGCUCUAACACACUGUCUUUUGUUUUUUUUUUAUAUACCCUACGAGGAUAAGGCUGGUGAUACGCUCUGUUGUCGUGUUGUCAAACAAUGAAAUGUUUCAGCCAUAAAGCAUCGUCUCUUUAACUAAAGCCUGAAAUAGUAAAGUCGUCUGAGCCAUAGAUCUCUACUGAAAGUGAUUUGAAGCCAGUGCCAUAAACACAUUCUUGAUCUUAAGACAAAAUCUGUAUCUAAAAAUGCUCUGUUUGAGCAAAGUAUGCUCCAACCUACAGUGCCUAGCAUUUUGGAGGAUGAUUCAGCUGUAGAAACAGACAAUAUCCAAAAGAUGAACCACUGUGAAAUGGAAAUAACAUAGUAACCAUAACCUGCUCUAUUGUCCUUUUAACCGUAAAUGGGACCAUCAUUCACAAAAUGAACAUCAUGCUGUAUUUUAAGGGAGACAUAUGACUAGUGACUGAAACCAUAAACUCAUUAGGAAAAUGUUUACUGAGGUAAUGAGUCAGGUCAGAAGUAGGGUCAUUUUCUCAUAAACCUCGAUAAAAUCCAGUGACUUUUUUGCAGCCACAGGAGUCGCCCCCCUGCUGGCUGUUACAAAGAAUGCAGGUUUCAGGCAGUUGCACAUUGGCUCCACUUUUCAGACGUGGAGGCUACAUCCAUCUUGUAUUUGCAGUUGUCAGUGGUUGGCUAAAAGCAUGUUAGGCAAGUUUUUAUGUCUUUUGUAAGAACCUAUGAAUUAAGUGCCACAAACAGGAAGGAAAAGUUAAGAGAUAGGCUAAGACUUAUACUGAUUCUCACCUCGUACACUUGAUUUCUUUCCUCCCUUCAUAUUGUAGUCUCUCCCAGCCAACAUGUGAGUGGAGGAGACACAAGGAGAAAGGACUCUAGACAACAUUGACAACAUGAGACAUCUUUAUUUCAAAGCCGUUAUUUUCAGUUCAAUUCAGUUUCAUUUAAUUCACGACAUGUCAUCUCAUUGUAAGGCGAAAACGUUGCAAAUUUUAAACGGGCAAUCCAACAAUCAAAAGUUGCCUUUGGAUGCCCUAUGAGCAAACAAUUGGCGAUGGUGGGCAGGAACCACAAUAAGGAAAAAAAAAACAACUUUAACAGGGAGGGAAAAAACUUCUGACAGAACCAGGCUCAGGGAAGGCGGCCAUCUGCCUCGAAUGGUUGGGGUGAGAGUGAGGGGUGAGUGGGGUGGGGAUAGCAGAUAUAGAACAAACAAACCUUAAGCACAUUUUAAACUUAAAAACAAUGGUGAUUAAGUAUGAAAUGUUGAGACAGUUGCAUCUACUAUUUGUACAUCUGCUACUGUAUUUUAUAAUCACUGUCAGAGAACAUAACGCCAUUCUGAUAGUUUACUGUAUACAUUUACUUAUAAAUAAAUUCAGUGUAAUAUAAUGUGAUAAGAAAGUAUUAACACAAAUACCAUAAAUACCGAAGGAACACGCUUUGUUGUUAUUUUUCAGCAGCCUCUUCUAUGCAUAACAGAGGAACAAGAGGAGCUGUGAUUGUUUUGGCUUUUCCAUGCGAAUGGUAACAAAAAUGGCAAAGAAAAUAUUGUAUCUCUGGAGUGAAUUAUAAAGCCUUUGCGUUGUUUUCAUUCAAAUGGAAUCUUUGUAAAUGAACAAACUGGAGUGUAAAAGGGUGCUGCCAGCAAUUACUGUGAAUGAAAUGACUGAUUUUUAUAUGAGCAGGCUUUAAGUGAAUGUAUAGCGAGGAAAAAGUGGUCCAAACAUAAUAAAUCAAAUGUUUGGUUGC